GGCGGCUUCAUCAUCUUCGAACCCUCCGCAUCGUUGAACGCGCUCCUACCGAACCCACCGACGGAGUUAUCUUUCCAUCAAAUUGUCGUCUCAUUGAUACUGUGUAAUAGCGACGCCCCUCAAAACCCCUCUACCACAUCGCCCACUACCCACCCACACGCUAACAGACCAAGACGGAGACCGGGCCAACGCAUGCGCAGCUCCUGGAACAUAUACAAACAUCUCUGAAGACGUAUGAUGGCAACUGAAGCCACUCCUGAAAUCCUUGCGACGUCGUCUACAACUCCUGAUGAUGAGCUGGUACAUCUGCGCAAUCUGGAUGCUAUGAGAAACUGCUUACUGACUUGCGACCAGAACACAACUGAAUCUGCCAGCCAAGAUGUUUCCCCUCCAAACGAACAAAAUUUGGUGAAUGGAACAUCAAAUACCGACAAAGAUGGAAUCAAGCAAGUCUCUGAGAAACUUGAGCCAGGUGGCGACUCGGCGGAGGUCAGUGUUAAUGGAGGAUCGGAUACUGAGGCUUCGAAAGCGGAAACCUCGAAAACCCAGUCGGGUCACCUUCGAACCACCUCGACUGUAAAGAAAGCUCUGUCCUUCAAACCCGUAUCGGUCAAUAAGACUUUUCUUGCAGCCAAAGGUGCGACUACUCCUGCAACGUCCAAGCUAGGCGACAAGGGAGCUGCGGGAAGUACCUCGACGCAAACUGGUCCUUCGACAAGCAGCGCUCCGAGACCUCGAUUGGUUGCAAAGUCAGGAAGUGGUCUACGUGAUUCGACACCGCGCAAUUCUGCGACUGCAAAUGGAAACAAAGCUGGGGCGGCUCCGGACGCGAGCGCCGUGUGGAACAAAAACAGACGUACGUUGCAUAUUACAACAUUCAUUUUAUUUAUUUAUACUAACCAUUGCGUAGCCGCGGCCCCUCCUGAACCAAAGCGUUUCACGGAUGAAGAAUUGAAGCAGAGAUACGGAAUUCAUUUGGCCACGAGGCUUCAAUCGGAUGAUCCGGGCAAGGAGAAGAAUUGGGCGGACAUAGACGACGAUGAUGACGAUUGGGCUCCUGAAACCAUUGAGUGGACGGACGGUACCAAAAUUACUUUGCCUCAAGCAGAAGAUCCACCAGCUCCUGCUCCCGAACCAACCCCUGAACCUGCCGCCGUAGAGAAGGAGGUAAAGCCUGUUGAAGUGCCCAAGUCCAAAUCACCAGCUCCUGUACGAUCUGCGUCACCAGCGGUGAAAUCUACCAGUAGCUUUGGGUCUGUCAGAGCUGGACUAGUGCUUAAAGGUGCCGCAGAGAAACCAACCUUGGUAGCAAAGCCUCCAGGACCACCCACACCAGUCAAAUCUCCCUGGGCCUCUUUGCCGCCUGUAGACAAAGUUGCCCCAGUUGUAAUUGAGAUUCCUCAGAACAACCAAACAUCAUCAAGCCGAUUUGGCCAGAGAGAUCCCCAUGGAUUUCAGGCUAUGCCCCCUCCUGCAGCAAAGGAAAUUGCUGCUGACGAUUUUAGUCGAUCGUGGAGAGACGGAAAUACGAAUUCAAGCAGAGAAUUAUACAACUCGCAGUCUGGUAGAUAUGAGCCAGUCAAUGAUAAUCGAAGAGGUCCUGCACGUAAUGAUGCGAGACAGCCAGCGGUUUUGCAAAGACCACAGCAGGAUGGCCCUGCAGAACCAUCGGCCGCCUUCCAAACUCACAGAGCAGGUGGCCAAGAUCCUUCAUUCAAUCGUCGCCGUACAUCUUCAAAUGUCAGUGGUGGAAGUGGAAAUUUUAGACGAAUGAGUCGGGGUGCAGCGGGGCACGAACUGCCACCUCACGAUUUGAGACGAGGCUCGUUGGCUGUAGUCAGCGACGCACCUUCCUCCCCAAGACCAUUUUCACCUUCGGGUCAACCUGCGGGUCAGCCUAAUCGCGGCCCUGCAGCUCAACAGUGGCAAUCUCGCGCAUCCCCGGCUCCUAUCAGCCAUCCUUCACCUCAAUCCGCACACGAUCAAUUGGCGCCCUCUAUCUCAGGUUCCGUUGAUGGGCAAAGUGCGCCUGUGCCCAUUAUUGAUGAGGAGGCAGUCUUCCAGGAACAAAAGAAGCGUAUGCUUCUGGCACGUGAACUUGCCAUCAAGAGAAGACAGGAAGAAGAGGCCAGAGAGGAAGCUGCUAAGCGCGAACGCAUCCGCAUCAAGCUGGAGGCAAUGGGUCCUCUUCCAGAGAAGCCCAGCAGGGCUGCCACACCAAAACAAGAUAAGGCUGUGCCAGUCACGAUACAAGCCAGACAACAGCCCGUUCCAUCCUCUGAUCCACCACAAGCGCCUGCCGUUGAAAGUAAUGACAUUGAGGCAAAAGUGAAUGUCACAGAACCACCACGUGAGCCUAAACCUGCCGUGUCAACUGCAGAUAUAAAAUCUGAGAAACCUACUUCAGAAUCUCGGGCCAAUGGCACCCACCAUGAGUCCAAGCUUUCCUCAUCAGCUUCACGACAGAACUUCCAGGAACAAAAACCUACGCAGCCAUGGCAAAGCAAUUCUGCUCAAAGUUCUGGACCAUGGGCGCCCCCUCAACAAACUCCUUCUAGAAGCGUAUGGGGUCCACCUACAAAUGAUCGUACGUUAGGCAACGGCACCUUCAAUCCCGAAUUAAGUCGAGUACCGAACCUACAUACCUCUCAGCAGCAUCCUGGUCCAAUUGGGCCACCAAAUCAAAAUCGUGGGAAUAACAGCCAAUUCUCUCAAGGCCGUCGUGACCCAUUCGUAUCAAGACCAGCCCCAAUUGGUCCACCUCCGCGUCACAUGGAUACUCAGAUGGAGGAACAGCGUCGGCAAGUGGCGAGCUCACCAUGGGCACUUGCUUCAGAGAAAGUUCAACGUGAUGAUUCAAUUGUUCGCCAGAAGCAAGAGGCUGAGACGGCUGAGAGAAGAAAACUCGAGGCACAAGGCUUAUUACGGGAAGCCCCACCAGUCUACAAGGAGACCUGGAGAGAAAUGACUAUCAAUGAACACGGAGAUCGUACUAAACAAACAGCACCCGAAUCUGUUGAUGCUGCCUUGAGACCGCACACAGCUGUUCAGUCUGAGGCCAUUGGCAAUCAAUUUGGUGACACCUGGCGAAACAGUCCAAAUAACAAUUCAUCUCCACGCGUUCGCGAUUCCCGAUUCUUUCCAAAUAACCGAGAUGUUCGCCUCGAGGAGCAGUCAAUGCCAUAUGAUCGACCAGCAUCGCCAUCACCUCCUCCACCCACAAUGGCAGGUCAUCCUGUAUAUGAUGGUGAUGCUACUCGUCCAUUAGUAUCUCUUCCUAAGCCAGCACCAGUGGUCAAAUUGCCCCCACCAACUGUACUUGCACCAAUUGGCCCACCAAAGCCCGCCACAUUUGCAGCAGCGGUCAUAGCUCCUGCGGUGCCCUUACAACAGGCACCAGCUCAAAUCUCACGCCAAGACCAUAUGUCAAGAGCUGCCUCUUCUCAACAAGAUGCUCGCAAACAACCAGAGGCGGGUGCUUCGCCAUGGCAAGAUAGAAUCAAUUCAUUGAUCGGACGCAAACCUACGGGAAAUUCACCACCCAAGUCUUCGCAUGCCCUAGCAGUCGAUUCUAGCAGUAAAAACGCUUUAGAGCUUCCUAGAUCCCAAUCCGCCGCUACGGUAUCAUUGCCAUCUUUGUCUUCCGGGGUGUUGGCCUCUGAUGAUGGGUCGACCGUGUCAAAGCCGGCGGCUGAGGAGUGUUUUGAGGAACAGGAGAUGGGCUCCCUACCCCCAAUUAAAUUACCAACCAAUGCACCCGCCGCAGCUUGGUCGCCAGCACCUCAGAUUGCAAAGUCGAUACCCAGAAAGUUUCAGGUAGCAGAGGUUGUUAGCAUGGAACCGAUUGAUUUUCCUUAUGAGUCAGUCGUUCAUAACAGAUUCACACUUCGUAUUCAUCUCCCAGGAAAGGAAGAGAAGGUGGUCACCGGUCCCUUUACCCCACGACAGAGAAGUAAUCCCAGACGUGGAGGCGGCCGAGGUAGAGGAACUCCACAAACCUCCUCACCUAACGUUAGAGGUGGCAGAGGAAAAGAAAACAGCUUCUCGUCACCAAAAUCAGAAAACUCGACUGCCUCAGCAGCUCCUCACCACACUAGUCGUGGAAGUCACAGAGGAGGCGGUAGAGGUUAUGGAAAUAAUUGGAAUCGUCAUGUCUCUACACCAGUUCAGACUUGA
Messenger RNA from Hymenoscyphus albidus, 4176 nucleotides. The record is from the annotation of a GenBank genome assembly. Lineage: Eukaryota; Fungi; Ascomycota; Leotiomycetes; Helotiales; Helotiaceae.